Messenger RNA from Magallana angulata, 1779 nucleotides. Its product is annotated as tripartite motif-containing protein 2-like. Lineage: Eukaryota; Metazoa; Mollusca; Bivalvia; Ostreida; Ostreidae. Gene Ontology annotation, cellular component: chromatin; nucleoplasm. The transcript has 3 exons. The record is from RefSeq and is a predicted model, not a curated record. The coding region runs from base 179 to 1453 and encodes 424 amino acids. Gene Ontology annotation, biological process: positive regulation of DNA-templated transcription. Gene Ontology annotation, molecular function: ubiquitin-protein transferase activity; zinc ion binding.
UGUUAUUGGUAUAAACCGGAUGGUUAUCAGGUUCCUGCGCGCGCACUCUAUAAAUCAUUUCAGACCAGACGACAGACCUUAUAGAAAAAUGGAGUAAUCCUUUUGCAUGGUGAAUCCCGCCCUUCGUGCUAAAACGGGGCGCGCGUAAGAAUAAACAGGAAGUGACAUCAUCACAAACAUGGCGUCUGCUAUUGCAGAAUCCUCCAAGGUUGUCUCACCCAUACGAAAAAGAACUGCGUCAGAAGAGGAGACGCUGCAGUCGUUACGGACAGAGUUUGACUUUCAGCAGAAGCAGAAGUUGUUGAAAGACAACAGGAGUAUCCUAGUGGACGAGGAGAGUUUUAUCGAGACCUUCCUUAAAUGUUUGAUCUGUCGGGAGCUGUACGACGACGUCGUCCAUCCGCCCAAACUCCUCCACUGCCACCACUCUCUCUGUCUUCAGUGCAUCCUUCUCAUUUUUCAGAAAGAGGCUGAAUACAGGACGAGCCUCACGCCUGCGUACAGUGAACUUCCGACUGCUGUGACGGUCAUCUGUCCCACGUGUCGUACGAACUUUAUCACGACCCAGGACGGUAUACGGGAACUCCCAACAGAUCACCGUAUCAUACAACUCAUAGACUUCGUCAGUCACACCGAACGUUAUACUACCGACUUCUGUCCGCUUCAUAAAUUUCAGCCAAUCAACUUCUUCUGUGAGCGUUGUACCACUUACGUGUGUCGAGACUGCACCAUUGUAGAUCACCAAGAAGCGUUAGGUCAUACCGUGGUAGACUUCGAAGGUGCAAUAAAGAAGUACAUUCCAAUUCUCGAUAAAGCCAUAAAAGAAAUGGAUUCAGAAAAAGACGCCAUUAAGACAAAGCAUAAGGCUGUCGAGGACGCCAUAGAGAAUCUAGACGAAGAGGAAAACAAAGUAUCGAACGAAAUCAAGGAAACCUUUGCCAAGCUGAAAAAGAUCCUAGAAGAGAGGGAGCAGGAAGUCCUACAGAUGGCGAAAAGGGAAGUCGGAAACGAGAAAAACAAACUAAAAGAGAAAUUGACUGAAAUGGAAAAACGGACUGAGGAGCUCGAUCAGAACAUAAACGAGAUAGAGAAGACGAAGGAGGACGGAAAGCUGGAGACUCUGUACCGAACGUCCCGGACCUACUCCGGCUACCGGUCCGAGCCCGUCGUCAAAGUCCGCGAGGUAGACGAAGGGGUGGUGGCCAAAUUCUCAUUCAACAGCAGAGACGAGAACACGCUGGCCAACAAACUCCAGAACUUCGGCGACGUGUCCUCUUACACCGAGUCUGUGUACACCAGGUCUACUUCCGGUAGGCCGGCGCUGAGCGAAGACCGCUAUGGCGGCUCCAGGUACAGCACGCUGAGUGAUAGCAGGUACUCGUCUUCAACGUCAUCAUCGUCUUACUCAUCGCGUUACUCAUCGCCCUACAACAGGUACUCCUACCGGACGUGACGUCAGCAAAUGUCAUUGCAUGGGAGAACAUUUCAAGUUGCAUUUAACUUUCAUUUUUUAACAUAGCUGAUAUGAUUUAUAAUGUAUAUUUUCUAUACAUUGGUUUUUGUUAAUUUUUACAUUGAUUGUGUAAGCCAUGAUUAUAGAGGCCCUGGGAUUUGAUAAUUAUUAUAUUUGUUUCUGAGAAAUUUUUAUAUAAUACUUUGCCUUUUAAUGUUUUAUGUGCCACAGUCUUACUAUGCCAAUAUAUACCAUUAUUUUGAAUAUUCUUUAUUAAUAGCUUGAUAUUAAAGCAUAAUAUGUAUGAUAAUAAACACUAAAACAUU